AUGCAGAAUUUGUCACAGGAUUACUUGAAAACUGUUGUUCCGUCUCAGCUUGUAUCUGAACGAGGAUCGAAUCUCGUUGUCUUUAACCCAGGGUCUGGAAAUGUAAGAAUUGGAUUAGCUAAGCAAGAGACACCUUUCAAUGUCCCUCAUUGCAUUGCUAGACACAACACACAAGCUUGGAAACCAAACGUUGUUGAUCAGAUGCUUAACACUGAGGUCACUACUAGUCAACGUGUUGAACGUGAGAGAGCUUACAAUACUGUGGCAUCGCUAUUGAAGAUACCAUACCUGGACCAGAGUUCUUCUUUUGGCUCUGCAUCACGCAAGCAUAUGCAAAUGGGGAGGAUCGAUGGAUACAAUCAACGGAGUACUACGAAGAAAGAUACAGUCUUUACUUGGACUAAUGUGUAUGAGGACGAGCAAAGUUUGCCUGCCACAUCAGAAACAUCUGCUGAUAGAAGUGACGCCAGCGCAACUAGAGCUGAUCCUGAUGUUACCGACUCUAAGGAUACUAGUGAGAGUAAGCGCAAGUAUCGGAAGAUGAUUUUUGGUGAAGAAGCUAUGACAAUAUCUCCAAAAGAGCCAUAUUGCGUACACUGUCCUAUUCGUAGGGGUCACUUCAAUGUUUCGCCACAUUAUUCAGCGCAACAGGUUUGUGAGGAUUUAACAGCUAUCUGGGACUGGGUUUUAUUAGAUAAACUUCAUAUAGCUCCCAGUGAGAGAAACUUGUAUUCUGCUGUUCUUGUUGUCCCAGAAACAUUUGACAGUCGCGAAAUAAAGGAAAUGUUAACUAUCGUGUUGCGAGACCUACGGUUUAGCUCGGCAGUGGUCCACCAAGAAGGCCUAUCUGCCAUUUUUGGGAAUGGUUUGUCAACAGCUUGUAUUGUGAAUAUGGGAGCCCAGACAAGUACAGUUGUUUGUAUCGAGGACGGAGUCUCAUUGCCAAAUACUGAAAAGAUUUUACCUUUUGGAGGAGAUGAUAUAUCUAGAUGCCUUCUGUGGAUUCAGAGGCAUUACAAAAACUGGCCACAAAUCCACUCAGACGUUUUGGCAAAGCCAGUUGAUAUGCUGAUGCUCAAUCAACUUAAGGAGUCAUAUUGUGAUAUUAAAGAAGGAGAACUUGAAACAGUUGCUACCGCCCAUUCUUACGAGGAUGCCAUGCCAGCUGUACCUCACAAGACAAAUCUCACCUCGCUGAACGUUCCACCGAUGGGUCUGUUUUAUCCCAACCUCCUGGUCCCUGAAGUGUUUCCCCAGCCACCACGGACAUGGUUCCAAGACCACGAGAAUAUGUUAGAGGAAACAUGGAACAUGGACUAUGCAGGUGGUGGUAAUAUGGGAUUACCAGUGUGGGAUAGUUUUGGAGUUUCUCCUCUGAAACCAAAAAAAGUAGAGAAGAUUGGUCUCGCUGAAGCCAUUUCAAGCAGCAUUCUCUCUGCUGGACGCAUAGAACUUCAGCGAAAGCUAUUCUCUAGCAUACAAUUGAUAGGUGGUGUUGGUUCGACUAAAGGUCUUGUCUCGGCCGUGGAAGAAAGAGUUCUUCACGCAAUACCACCAACAGAAGCCAUUGACACAGUGGAGGUUCUGCAAUCGAGAAUGGACCCAACAUUCAUACCUUGGAAAGGAGGAGCGGCAUGA
Messenger RNA from Arabis nemorensis, 1638 nucleotides. NCBI's taxonomy places the organism in Eukaryota, Viridiplantae, Streptophyta, Magnoliopsida, Brassicales, Brassicaceae. The record is from the annotation of a GenBank genome assembly.